Episyrphus balteatus (marmalade hoverfly) is the source of this 1469-nucleotide messenger RNA. RefSeq names its product zinc finger protein 3 homolog. Gene Ontology annotation, cellular component: nucleus. The transcript is spliced from 2 exons. Gene Ontology annotation, biological process: regulation of transcription by RNA polymerase II. NCBI's taxonomy places the organism in Eukaryota, Metazoa, Arthropoda, Insecta, Diptera, Syrphidae. Gene Ontology annotation, molecular function: DNA-binding transcription factor activity, RNA polymerase II-specific; RNA polymerase II transcription regulatory region sequence-specific DNA binding. The record is from RefSeq and is a predicted model, not a curated record. Bases 98 to 1432 code for a protein of 444 amino acids.
GUUCUAGCUUUUUUGUUGUCUACAAAGUCCUAUAUCACAUCGCAGUGUUUAAAAACAUUUUUAAUUCCUCAAAAUUACAAUUAAAAAUGUAUCAAUAAUGUCGUCAGGCAUAUUUACCAUCCUUGAUAAAAACUCUGUUGUAAUGGAUACAAUGGAUGAGGUGCUAGAACCAGCAGACAAGCUAAAUAUGAUGGAGAAAUGUGGAGAAGUCUUUCUCGACCGACAUUUGGGAAAUCUUAUUUAUUUUUGUCAUCUCUGCGAGGAUAGGUUCGAAAAUGCUGACGAAUUUUCAAAUCACAUAACGGACAUACAUGUUUCUAUAGAGAGUUUCAUUUCCUAUGAACCAAGUGAAUCUGAUGCCGAGCAGAAUCCUGAAACUGAAAAUGAAAUAAUUGACGAGACAGAUCCUAUCGGAAAGGAAAUUCCAAUUGCAAACGAAAACGAAGAAUUCGAUGAUACAAUUGAUUAUGAAUUCAUGAUAAAAACCGAAACAGACUAUCCAGAUGAAGACUCAAACGGGAAUACCAAAGAAAUUGAAUUUUUUGCUACUGACGCGAUCAUUGAAGAAGAUUCAACAUUGCUUUUUGAAGACGAAGAACAAAAACCAAAAGAAGAACCUGAUCCAGAACUAGAAAAUGAGUCAACAGAGCCCUUGGAAGUAAAUUUCGAGGAAGAAGAACUUCCAGCUUCAAAGAUCUUUCGAGAUGAUCUGUCUGACGCCGCCGUCAGUGACGAGGAAAUUCUUCGAUCCAAACUCUCCUGCAAGUUUUGUGGCGAGCAAUUUGAUUAUGUCAAGAAAAUGCGCCAACACGAUUGUGGUCUAAAUAAGAAAAAGAAAAGAUACCUCUGUGCUGUUUGUGGCAAAGAGUUCAAAAAGAAAUCUGGCCUCGAAGUUCAUUCGUUGUUGCACAAAGGAGAAAAGCCACACAAAUGCGAUAUUUGCGGAUCAGCAUACGCCUGCAAACAGAACCUUAUUGUUCAUAUUCGCCGACAUACUGGCGAAAAACCUUUUAAAUGUGAUUACUGUGACAGUCGGUUUGCUUCGUCAACUGAAAAGAAAUCGCACAUGCGAACGCACACUGGAGAUCGACCUUUUGUGUGCGAGCUAUGCGGCAAAGGUCACUCUUCGUCAUCGCAACUUACAGAACAUAUGCAUAGGCAUUUGGAUGUGAGAAAUCAUCCUUGCGAAACAUGUGGUAAACGAUUCAGGAAUUCUUAUAACUUGAAGAUGCACGCAAUGACACAUGAAAAGGGACCUAGACUGUUCAAUUGUGAAAAGUGUUCGGCAUCGUUUAGGACAAAUAGCAGUCUCUUGCAACAUGCAAAGAUUCAUGCAAAAGUAAGAAAGUAUGUAUGUAAAGUGUGUGGGAGGGCUUUUGCACAGCAUCCUGGACUUUAUAGUCAUAUGAAGUCUCAUGCUUCAGUAAAUUAAAGAAAGAAAAUGUUAAAUAAAGAUUUUUAUAUAUAAA